UAAAUAAAGUUUGUACAUUUCUCAAUCACUACCUAAUGAACUAUUUAUUAAUACACCAUUUCGACAAUUUGACAAUGUCGCCCAAAUAUUGAACUGUGGACAUGUGUGAUUUUAUUGCUAACCUCACUUUUUCUGCCUUUGUUGUUGAAUGUUUGCAUGUUUUACAUUUUUUCACUUGAUUUCUCACUUAUUCUCGUUAAAAAUUUAACAUACAUUCCUGGAGGAAUGAAUAGCAUUGGAGAGGCGUGCAAUGAUCUCAAGAAGGAAUAUGAUGCUUGUUUCAAUGCUUGGUUUUCAGAACACUUUCUGAAGGGUAACACAAAUGAUUCAAUGUGCGCACCAUUAUUCAAAGUGUACCAGCAGUGUGUAAAGAAAGCUAUGAAAGAUCAAAAAAUAGAUCUGCAAGAAGUGAAUAAAGUUAUCUUAGGAACCGAAAAUGAAAAACAGCCACCUAAAGUAUCAUGACAGAGUUUUUCACUUCAAGAUAUUGACACCACUAAUAAAAAUAAAUCACCUUUUUCACAAGAGUUUUGACAAAUGAGAACCUACAUGCAACCAAUUAAUUACACAGUCGAUUCACAGUUGCUGUUAGAAUUAACAACACAAGCAAUACCAUUAUCUGAUUUUCAAUUUUUAAAGACAAAUAAGUAUGACAGUUGCCUAUAGAAUUUCAUUUGAAGAUUAAUAGAGGAAGGUAGUGUUAAUUUUGGACCAAAUAUAUUGUUAAUUUAUUAAUGUUUUAUUUGUACUACAAUAAAUGUUGAUG
Molecule: messenger RNA, 766 nt
Organism: Acanthoscelides obtectus
Lineage: Eukaryota; Metazoa; Arthropoda; Insecta; Coleoptera; Chrysomelidae
Source: the annotation of a GenBank genome assembly